Molecule: messenger RNA, 3506 nt
Organism: Oryzias latipes (Japanese medaka)
Lineage: Eukaryota; Metazoa; Chordata; Actinopteri; Beloniformes; Adrianichthyidae
Source: RefSeq, a predicted model, not a curated record
AUGCUCAACAAGUCUUUAGCUGAACAGCGGCAAUACGAGGAAGCAAAGAAAGGGGCGCUGAAGAAAGCUGAGCAAGUCAAAGAAAACGCAGACUGGCGGCGCAAAGACCAGCGGCUCAAAGACCGGCGGCUCAAAGGCCGGCAGCACAAAGACCAGCGGCGCAAAGACCAGCGGCGCAAAGACCAGCAGCGCAGAGACCACCACUCCAAUCGCAAAGUGCCACGAAUCGAGCCAGGGACGACCGGAGGCAGGCUGCGGCAAAUAGAUUUUCAGCCAAUGCUCAACAAGUCUUUAGCUGAACAGCGGCAAUACGAGGAAGCAAAGAAAGGGGUGCUGAAGAAAGCUGAGCAAGUCAAAGAAAACGCAGACUGGCGGCGCAAAGACCAGCGGCUCAAGGACCGGUGGCUCAAAGGCCGGCAGCGCAAAGACCAGCGGCGCAAAGACCAGCGGCGCAAAGACCAGCAGCGCAGAGACCACCACUCCAAUCGCAAAGUGCCACGAAUCGAGCCAGGGACGACCGGAGGCAGGCUGCGGCAAAUAGAUUUUCAGCCAAUGCUCAACAAGUCUUUAGCUGAACAGCGGCAAUACGAGGAAGCAAAGAAAGGGGUGCUGAAGAAAGCUGAGCAAGUCAAAGAAAACGCAAGGCCGGUGGCGGAGGGGCCGGUGGGCAGAGGCCGGUGGCUCAAGGACCGGUGGCUCAAGGACUGGCGGCGCAAAGACCAGCGGCUCAAAGACCGGCGGCGCAAAGACCAGCAGCGCAGAGACCACCACUCCAAUAGCAAAGUGCCACGAAUCGAGCCAGGGACGUCCGGAGGCAGGCUGCGGCAAAUAGAUUUUCAGCCAAUGCUCAACAAGUCUUUAGCUGAACAGCGGCAAUACGAGGAAGCAAAGAAAGGGGCGCUGAAGAAAGCUGAGCAAGUCAAAGAAAACGCAGUAGAACACCAAAGUGAAAGAAAUUGUGAGAGAGGCCGGUGGCGGAGGGGCCGGUGGGGCAGAGGCCGGUGGCUCAAGGACCGGUUGCUCAAGGACUGGCGGCGCAAAGACCAGCGGCUCAAAGACCGGCGGCUCAAAGGCCGGCAGCACAAAGACCAGCGGCGCAAAGACCAGCGGCGCAAAGACCAGCAGCGCAGAGACCACCACUCCAAUCGCAAAGUGCCACGAAUCGAGCCAGGGACGACCGGAGGCAGGCUGCGGCAAAUAGAGGAUCAUCUCAGAAAGAAUCAACAGAUGUUUCAAAAGCCAAGAGAGGAAGAAAGAAAAAGUUUUCAGCCAAUGCUAUACAAGUCUUUAGCUGAACAGCGGCAAUACGAGGAAGCAAAGAAAGGGGUGCUGAAGAAAGCUGAGCAAGUCAAAGAAAACGCAGUAGAACACCAAAGUGAAAGAAAUUGUGAGAGAGGCCGGUGGCGGAGGGGCCGGUGGGGCAGAGGCCGGUGGCUCAAGGACCGGUGGCUCAAGGACUGGCGGCGCAAAGACCAGCGGCUCAAGGACCGGUGGUUCAAAGGCCGGCAGCGCAAAGACCAGCGGCGCAAAGACCAGCGGCGCAAAGACCAGCGGCGCAAAGACCGGCGGCUCAAAGGGCGGCAGCGCAAAGACCAGCGGCGCAAAGACCAGCGGCGCAAAGACCAGCGGCGCAAAGACCAGCAACGCAGAGACCACCACUCCAAUCGCAAAGUGCCACGAAUCGAGCCAGGGACGACCGGAGGCAGGCUGCGGCAAAUAGAGGAUCAUCUCAGAAAGAAUCAACAGAUGUUUCAAAAGCCAAGAGAGGAAGAAAGAAAAAGUUUUCAGCCAAUGCUCAACAAGUCUUUAGCUGAACAGCGGCAAUACGAGGAAGCAAAGAAAGGGGUGCUGAAGAAAGCUGAGCAAGUCAAAGAAAACGCAGUAGAACACCAAAGUGAAAGAAAUUGUGAGAGAGGCCGGUGGCGGAGGGGCCGGUGGGGCAGAGGCCGGUGGCUCAAGGACCGGUGGCUCAAGGACUGGCGGCGCAAAGACCAGCGGCUCAAGGACCGGUGGCUCAAAGGCCGGCAGCGCAAAGACCAGCGGCGCAAAGACCAGCGGCGCAAAGACCAGCAGCGCAGAGACCACCACUCCAAUCGCAAAGUGCCACGAAUCGAGCCAGGGACGACCGGAGGCAGGCUGCGGCAAAUAGAGGAUCAUCUCAGAAAGAAUCAACAGAUGUUUCAAAAGCCAAGAGAGGAAGAAAGAAAAAGUUUUCAGCCAAUGCUCAACAAGUCUUUAGCUGAACAGCGGCAAUACGAGGAAGCAAAGAAAGGGGUGCUGAAGAAAGCUGAGCAAGUCAAAGAAAACGCAGUAGAACACCAAAGUGAAAGAAAUUGUGAGAGAGGCCGGUGGCGGAGGGGCCGGUGGGGCAGAGGCCGGUGGCUCAAGGACCGGUGGCUCAAGGACUGGCGGCGCAAAGACCAGCGGCUCAAAGACCGGCGGCGCAAAGACCAGCAGCGCAGAGACCACCACUCCAAUAGCAAAGUGCCACGAAUCGAGCCAGGGACGUCCGGAGGCAGGCUGCGGCAAAUAGAGUUCUCCUGGUGAGGCUUCUGGCGCUCGUCAGAUCGCCAAGAGCAAAGGCCCGCCUAAUCAGGAUUUAUGGCCCCCUGUGACGGAUUUGGGGGGGUGGUUAAAGAAAAAUGUUCUAAGUCAUUUUUGUUUGAUAUGACUUCAAUAAAAUUUUAUCUUGUGCAAAGGCCCGCCUAUAUGUUUAUAUACUAUAGUACAAUGAAUAGAGAAGAGAACAAAGAGUGUUGCUGAUGUGUUUUUUUCUUUUUUUCAUUUUGCAUUUCAUAUUUUUUUCUCCAUUAGGUAAAUUUUGAAGAAAAUUUUAAAAAUCUUUUACACAACACAAAAUCACCAACCAACUGUCCGUAAGGGACAUCCCUGGUAGGGGGUAUUGGGCCCUUGGCAACGGUAUUUGCAAAGUUCUACUGGCCUCUUUAUGCAUCUGAGUGUCCACAAUCCCCAGAUCUUGCGCCCGAUACAUUUAACUUUCCACGUGUCACUGACGAGGAUGCUGAAGUUCUAGGGAAACCCAUCACUAUGGCAGAAGUCUCUGAGGCCAUUGCUGGUUAGCUGGAUUGAGUGUUCCCAGUUUCUUUACCCUUACUAAUGAAGUACUUUGGAUAGGAGUCUUCCUUGUUACCCCUUCUUAGAAUAGUAUUAGGUAUGGCCCAUGUUCUUUUUACAUUACUUUUGUUUUCCUCUAAAAGCUGUCCAUAAUAUUCCUUCUUGCAUGUUCUUAUGAUCUGCAUUAACUUAUUUUUGUAUUUUUUGUAUUUAAUUUCUGUCUCUUUUGUUCUCUUUUUUAAGUAGUUUUUAUAAAGAGUAUUCUUUUCUUACAUGCAUUCUGCUAUCCUUUUGUAAUCCAUGGACAAUGGAAAUACUUAAUAUUUUCCUUGAACAUGGUAAUAAUAAAUUCUUCAACUGUUAUUUAUCCGCUUUUCUUUAGGUAACGUGCUUGUUUAGCUAUAUCUGUUUUGAACACAAUGCUGAUAUAU